Messenger RNA from Diutina rugosa, 1188 nucleotides. RefSeq lists its product as uncharacterized. NCBI's taxonomy places the organism in Eukaryota, Fungi, Ascomycota, Pichiomycetes, Serinales, Debaryomycetaceae. The coding region runs from base 1 to 1188 and encodes 395 amino acids. The transcript has a single exon. The record is from RefSeq and is a predicted model, not a curated record.
AUGGCCGCCAAGUCGUCUCCGGAUAUAACCAAAUAUCGAGGCCCUCGCAACCGAGAUAUUGGUCCGUCCCCCCUCAAAGAGCCUGAUCGGCUGAAGUCAAACAACGACGCGUUGCUGGCGGUGAAGGAUGACCUGGUGCUGGCCAGCACCACCAACAUCGCCCUGCUUCACGGACGUCGACUAGCGAAACUGCGCCACCCGUCGUGGAAUGGCGGCUACACUCUGCACCUGCUCUCGACGACGGCUGUGCUGCCAAUGAAGUGGCUCCCGCCGAUGGCACCGGAAAACAUAACCACGCCCCCUCAACCGUCGCCCGGGUCGUCAGCCAAGCUCAUGUCGUUAAUUGAUAUGGGGAAGAAGCAAUUAGUCGAUCAAUUCUACGAUACCCUGAUCAAUAACCUGUCGGACUCAACACCGUUGCAGGCGGGUCAUGACCAGAUGAAGAAAGCCAAUAAUAGCGCCCUCCCGCUGCCCAGCAUCAACAAGUUACUCGAUGGGUUUGACUACGACGUAGUGACUGACGGGUCCAAAUCCACCGAGAUGACCGACCACGACUUCCAGCGGCUCGUUCAGAACGGGGGGUUGAAGUACCAUGCUGCCAGUGACCGGCUUGAGAACGACGAUGACUUGACGGAUUUAUUACUUAAUAUUGAUAACCUUGUGGCAGUUUGGGACACCCAGGAGGGAGGCGAUACCCUUGAGCCACUCCAAGAGUUCAUGGACCUGGUAACCACUGCCUACGCCAGCAAUGCCGAGAAGCCAUUCCGCCAGGCUGAUUUCACCUCGGUGGAACUGCUCCAAGAACUUAACCGGCUUAAAGCCUACCUUGAGCGGCUUACCAAGCUGACGCGCGAUCUUCUCGCUACGUUAUCGACAGACAAAGACACCAUCAAGCUCAAGUACCAGCAGGCGAUCCGCGACAACGUCAACCGGCUCGCCGAGCUCCAAACGCAUGUGGAGGCGACGGAGUCCCGACUCAACCAGCUCCGCCAGCGGGCCAACCACCAAAAGCAAUUGAUCUGUAGCGAUCUCCCGCUGAAGAUGACGGUGGUCGAGGACAUCGCCGCCAAAGUCGCCGCCUCCAACGAGCAGACCCGCGCCAAGCGGUUCCGCCAUUUUAAUGUGGUGAUGGCGGUAGUGGUGGCAUUGGCGAUGGUAUUUGUGCUGGGGUACUACUACUACCAAUAG